AUGCAGUAUAUUUCCUUAUCAAACCACAAAUCUGAGUUUCUAUCUAGCAUCACGUCCGAAAAAAAAAAUUUAAAGAUGUGGUGCAGACUUGGACUUUCUCAGACAUCUGCAACAACUCGUUAUCAAAGCUUUAAGAUCAGCUUCAGAUCAGAAACCAUGAGGGCAUCUUCUUUGUGUCUGGUGUUCGGGCUGGUCCUGCUGAUGGCCCGGACUUCUGAGGCUCAGCUUGCUCCUGCUGUUCCUGAGACGUGUUGCUUCAGUUUUAUCGACUUUCAAAUUCCAACCCCAAAAAUUGUGAGUGCUCUGAAGACAGGUUCACAUUGCCCUUCCCCUGGCAUUGUGGUUACGACACCUAGAACCGAAUUUUGUGUGAAACCAGACGAGGCUUGGAUAAAGACAUAUAUGGAGAAGAUUUCAGUUUAAGAAAUAAAAACACAAUACAUUAUACAGAAAAUAAUACUGUUACUGCUUUAUACAACUGUCCUUUCUUAAGAAAUUCAUUUUUGCAUCUCCUGAAACUGAAUUAAACUCUUUUCAUUGCUAACACUUUACAAUAAAGUUCAUUAGUUAACAUUAGUUAGCUACUUUAGUUAACAUGAACUAAGAAUGAACAAUACCUCUACAGCAUUUAUUAAUCUUAGUUAAUGUUAAUUUCAACAUUUAUGUAACCUUUUUGUAAAGUGAUACCUUUUCAUUUAGCACUUAAUCUAUGCAAAUAAAUAUUACAAUGCAAUGAGA
Messenger RNA from Cyprinus carpio (common carp), 738 nucleotides. RefSeq names its product C-C motif chemokine 4 homolog. The record is from RefSeq and is a predicted model, not a curated record. The coding region runs from base 1 to 423 and encodes 140 amino acids. Gene Ontology annotation, cellular component: extracellular region. Lineage: Eukaryota; Metazoa; Chordata; Actinopteri; Cypriniformes; Cyprinidae. Gene Ontology annotation, biological process: chemokine-mediated signaling pathway; immune response; lymphocyte chemotaxis. Gene Ontology annotation, molecular function: CCR chemokine receptor binding; chemokine activity. The transcript has 3 exons.